Messenger RNA from Oppiella nova, 1296 nucleotides. The record is from the annotation of a GenBank genome assembly. Lineage: Eukaryota; Metazoa; Arthropoda; Arachnida; Sarcoptiformes; Oppiidae.
ACAGAGAUAGACUGGUCAACUUAUGUACAACAAGUCCAGUGCUUCCUCAACGGCACUCUCGACUAUAAUGCCAUCAAAGGAGAUACGGGUCCUAUUGUCUACCCGGCCGGACAUCUCUACAUCUAUACAAUACUCUAUUACCUGACAAAUAGAGGCACUAAUAUAUUGUGCGCUCAAUAUAUAUUUGCUUUCAUAUAUUUGAUUACAUUAUUAGCUGUCUUCAGAGUAUAUCAUAAAAUGGAUUCAAAAAUAGACUGGUCAACUUAUGUACAACAGGUCCAGUGCUUCCUCAACGGCACUCUCGACUAUAAUGCCAUCAAAGGAGAUACGGGUCCUAUUGUCUACCCGGCCGGACAUCUCUACAUCUAUACAAUACUCUAUUACCUGACAAAUAGAGGCACUAAUAUAUUGUGCGCUCAAUAUAUAUUUGCUUUCAUAUAUUUGAUUACAUUAUUAGCUGUCUUCAGAAUAUAUCAUAAAAUGGAUUCAAAAUUACCUCCGUUUGCAUUUGUGGUGAUGUGUUGCACAUCCUAUCGAAUCCAUUCCAUAUAUAUUCUUCGGCUGUUUAACGACACAAUAGCGAUGGCUCUCCUCUACAUUGCGAUCAACUUUUUCAUUGACCGCAAAUGGACUGUCGGCUCAGUAUUCUAUAGUAUUGCCGUAUCAGUCAAAAUGAAUGUACUGCUGUUCGCACCGGCACUUCUACUCCUGCUGUUAGAGACUAAUCACAUUCGCAAUACUAUUAUCAAUCUUAGUGUCUGUGCUCUUAUUCAGUUAGCACUGGGCCUACCAUUUCUGUUAAGUUACCCGAAGGCUUAUAUAUUAAACUCAUUUAAUUUUGGUCGAGUGUUUCUACACAAGUGGACAGUGAACUGGCGGUUUGUAACUAAUGAAGUGUUUGUUAGUCAAUACUUCCACAUAACUCUAUUAGCACUUCAUUUGUUAAUACUAUUGCUAUUCUUUAAGAAGAGGUACUUUAAGUGGCAUAAGUGGCUUCCAGUCGUGAAACAGACGUCUAUUGCUUUAUCUAAUGAUCAAAUUCUGUUGACUUUAUUUACGGCAAACUUUAUAGGAAUAGCAUUCUCGCGUUCACUCCAUUACCAGUUCUAUGUGUGGUAUUUCCAUUCCCUACCAUUCCUUUUGUGGACUACAAGCUAUUCUCCAAAGACUAAGCUGUGCAUUCUGGGACUCAUUGAAUUGUCUUGGAAUACAUAUCCCAGUACUCAACUCAGUAGUGGACUCUUACAUGUCGUUCAUCUGAUUAUUUUGAUUGGUUUGUGGAAAAACACACCAAUU